GUUUUGCGCUGCCAUGUGGCAGCGCUGGGCAGUACUGGCUUUCAUCUCAGCGUAUGCUGAGCUUGGCGACUGGACGCAGGUUCAUUGCAGCAGCGGUCCAUCCGCAAGGCGAUGGCACACGGCAGUGCUGGAUGUGGGCAAGAUCUGGGUUUUCGGUGGCAACUGCAGCAAAGACGGCAGCCUGAAGAAUGACGUUUGGUACUUCGACACGGUGGGCUGGGAAUGGAACUCAGUGGAGUCCAUUGGUCUUCGGCCCUCCCCCCGCUUUAGCCACAUUUCAGACAUUCAGUUCGGCAAGAUGUGGGUCUUUGGUGGUGUCGUAUCAACUGGCUUGAGCAGCGAGCUGUGGUGCUUUGACACCUCAGCUAGCAACUGGACCUUGGUGGAUUCUGGGAGUGGCCCCAGUGCAAGAGAGAGCAUGGCCAUGGUGAUCAGCGGUGGGAAACUGUGGGUGUUUGCUGGCUACGAUGGGCGGAAGAGGAAUGAUCUUUGGUCAUUCGACACCUCGCGCGGAACUUGGACCUUGGUGGAUGAGGGCAGCGGUCCUUCUGAACGCUGGAGCCCUGCAACUGUGCAGCAUGCUGAGCGGAUGUGGGUGCUGGGUGGCUGGAGUCAAGCUGGCCUGGAAAAAGAUGUCUGGUACUUUGACACCAGAGCUCUGACUUGGACCACUGUGGAUGCUGGCGCUGGCAUGUCCCCCCGCGAGAGCCAUACAGCCGUCCUUCGAGGAAGCAAGAUCUGGGUGUUCGGGGGCUUAACGACCACAGGCGAGGCAGGCGAGGCAAAUGACGCAGAUGCAGUGUGGUGCUUGGAUACAGAGGCUGCCAGCUGGACUUUGGCAGACUCUGGGACUGGCCCUCGCAACUUCCUGUAUCCCGUUUCUGUUAUGGAUGAAGCUGGUAGGAUGUGGUCUUACUAUGGCACCUUCUGGUAUUUUGAUACGCUGGGUACCUCCACAAUCACUGCUUCAUCCACGACACGGACAAAGACGUCCACGCAAGCGUCCACAACAAACACGACCUUGACUUCUACUACCACGUCCACCUCGACGUCGACAGCGUUUGCAACCAGAAUUAGUUCCUCUUCCACUACGACGCAAUCAACCUGGACAACCAGCACAACGUCUUCAAUCUCCUCCAGCUCUAGCUCAGCGUCAAAGAGCUCGAGUAGUUCAACAUCCGCAUUUUCCGCAACACAGACAUCGCAAGCCUCAUUCACCACAAUGUCAACCAGCUCUAGCUCGACGUCAAGCUGGAGCUCGAGCAGUUCGACCUCUACAUUUUCCGCAACACAGACACAGGCCACUGGAACCUCAUCCACAAUGUCAACAAGCGCUAGCUGCUGGAGCUCGAGUUCAACCACUACAUCUAUCACCAGGACUGCCACUUCAACUUUGACGCAGACAGAAACCACCUCAACCAUCACAGAGACGACGUCGACAUCCAACAUGGGCUUCGCAUUUCUGGCGGGAAGGUUAAGCAGUGAGAACGCCUCACAGCUGGAGGACCUUCUGAUGAGUCACAUCGACAGCCUUCUCACGGCCAAUGGAAAUCGAAAUCCCAACUCGACUAACGUGAGCCAAACGAGUGAGGUCCAGCUGCCGGAUGGUGCCGUUCUGUCUUUGACCAUUCCGCAUGAGACUCAGCCUGUGCUGGCAACGACCGCAAACUCCACAGUGUUUGUGCCACGGAGCGUCGCAUCGCUAGCUGCGAGGCCGGCCUUGGCUGCUUUGUCCGUGCCAAGCGGCGAGCAUCUCGGGGACGACCUCCGGCGCGGGGCCGUGAUCGACAUGGGAGGUAAGGAGAAAUGGAGACUUGCAGGUCCUCUGCUGGAGCUGAGUUUGCUGGACUUGGAUUCGAACUCGAAGGUGGACGUGAAGAACCUGUCUGAGCCCAUCAUCUUCCGCAUCGCCUCAGGGUCCUUCUCCGGUGCGAAGUGUGCGUUCCUCACACCCACGCCCACGUGGUCUCAAGAGGGGGUUUAUCGCCCAAGCCCGGAAGAACUCCGGGCCAUUGGGGACGACACGAGUGGAUUUUGGUGUGCCACCACACAUCUCACUACGUUCUCCAUCCUGGAGCCUGUGGUUUGCUCCUUUUGGGGCAGCUUGAAGCCGGGCGCAGUUUGUUUUGAUCCUCCCAUCUUCAGCGCCUGUCUGUUGGGCGUGGCGUUCUGCCUCUGCUGCAGCGUCUGGGCUUUUUGUCUCCUGAUGAAGUCCAGGAAAGUAAUUGGAGGCACCAUCAGUCUUCAGGACACACGGGGCUCCGAGCACGAAGUCCCAUUUCAGGUCGUGCGGCCUAGGCUGCAAGGAAUGCGAGCAGGCUGCAAGACGACCGUGAGCUGGUCCCUGGAGGCAGAGAAGUGGCAGGAUUUGGGCUCGCUGGCAUCACCAACGCGGUUCGCAGACCGCGGAACCCGCGUGAGGACGAAGCAAAGUUUCUUCAGGAGCAACAGCGUCUUGAGCUCCACUGGGAGCUCGGCCGGGUAUCACCAUCCCUCGCCAAGUGAAGCUGAGGGCCUUGAGACUGAGGGCUUUGAGGGUGUAGUGCCGCUCCCGCUUCCGACCAUUGCCUCUCCAGUCGCCCGAAAGGAAGCCUCACCCUGUGGGCCGCUGGAGGCGUAUGUGGACGGGACCAAAGUCGAGUACUUCUCUGAGACGCAUAACAAGUGGGUGCAGGGCUCCAUUCAAGGCCCUGGACGGGUUGGCCGCAACGGAAUGCCGGUCUACACGGUCGCCUUGGGAAGAGGACGGCCACGCAGCUUCGUGCCGCUUGAGCGAUUGCGGCUGCCAUUUGAGAAAGCGGAGGCGGUGAGUGUGGAGUUUCAGGGACGGUGGCAAGCAGCGGUGGUGGUGGGAAUGCAUAGCCUCCCCUUGGCGUAUGCCGUCCGUUUGCCCGAUGAGACCUUGGUGUUCCCCGCGGAGAAAGUGCGCGUCAGGUACGUCGAUGGUGACGCCGUUGAUGUGUACCAAGGCCUCGAGCAGGGCUGGGUCACUGCUGUAUGUGGAUCCGGAUCCGAGUCCAGCUGGCCAGAAGUUUCUGUGAAAAGUAGCGAUGGGCUAUUGAGACACUCGAUUUCUUAUGUGCGACGUUCAGAAUUUGCAGAAGUUUGAUUUGGCAUGGGCCCACUGCACAGGUAAGUGGCUGUCACGGAGCAGGGUGUGAAACAGUCGUUUGUUUUUGGUCCAGUACGCCGCAUCAGCUUGUCACAACGGCAUUUUGAUGUGAGUGUUCCGCCUUCCUUACAUGAUCGGCUUGUCCGAACCACUGCAAAGCCAGCAGCGAUGUCUUGGAAGCCUUGUACAGAAGAAUGAUGAAUAUAAUUGCAUCAAAGCAUCAUGGAUGUGUCAGAAUUCGCUGGAGUUGUGUUUUACAGCGUGAAUCUGUUUAAUGGUGUUGCAUUGCAUGAUGCAAUGUGGAGGUGCUGCAUAUGUGUUUGCAUUGUGUGAUGCAUUUGCUUGUAUGUUAUCUUUUGACAAGGGUUCAGCUAGCAAAAGUCGAGCUGAUCCAACGCUGCGUGUUACAGGAAUUUGCAGGAAGCAGCCAGUUGCACGUUAAAUCCCGCCCGUGACAGCUCAUGCCAGGACACCGAGAA
Molecule: messenger RNA, 3591 nt
Organism: Effrenium voratum
Lineage: Eukaryota; Dinophyceae; Suessiales; Symbiodiniaceae
Source: the annotation of a GenBank genome assembly